CAACACUUUAACUACUGAGUCACGCCAGUCAGGGCUUACCCCCACCUUCACAACCCCACCCUUCUCUUCUCUUUCCUCCUCACUUCCUCAGCCCUACCUCCAUCUUCACCCCUAAUACUGUUUCCCCACCUCACACCAUCCCCACCUCCCAGGAUGGAUCUUUCCAUACAGCAGAGAUCCCCCAUCAGGCCCCCCUCAUCAAGUCCUGGUCUGUCCUCCGCAUUCUCCCAGUGUUGAGGAAAAGCCUAGGGCCAUGCUGCUAGGACAAAACGGAUGCGAUAGAAUCAUCCCUGGAGAAGCCCUCGGCUUCCUGAUCCUAUCUGGACCUUACAGGCUGGAUGCUGGCCAAACAGUAAAAAUGAACUCAUUCCCACCCAGACAAGUUGAGGUCUGAUGUCCAGAUGGAUCUCUCUACACUGUAGGUGGGUGCCAGGUAUGGGGGGAAGUGGAGAGACAUGCGCAGAGGGCCCCCAAAGGAGGCAGUGGCAACCUUUCCUGGGAGGCUGGGAGUGUAACCAAUCUAUUCAGCAUGGCCAGUCCCAAGGCAGGGAGAUGGGCAGAAGCUGAAGCAAGGAGGCCUGCAGGGUUGUUUAGGAAUGCCUGCCAUCAUGAGCAUCCCCGGGUCUCUACCCUGCCUGUAGCUCUUGCUUAGUCAGCUCAGAUUAAUGGGGCCAGGGAGAGAAUGAGCUGAAUCGUGAUCUUUUAGGGAACUUGACUAGAGAACCAUCCGUGAGUCACAGAGAAAAGGGAUCCCAUGCUCUCACGACUACUCUGGAAGCUCCAGGGUGUGGGCACCCCUCAAGAUCCCCAGGUUGCAACAGAGAGCCCCCUGGGAGGUCUGACCUAACCCUCUACCUCUUGCUCAUAGGAGGGUGCAUGGUCAGUCAGCUUCCAACCCUGACCCCCUUCCUGAAACUACUGCUUCUGACAAACUACAGCUGUCCUGGCCACCAACACACACACACACACACACACACACACACAGAAUGGGGUGUGUCUCUGGAACUGGAUUGCCAGGAGACAGUUGGAGAUCCCACCUACACUUGUAAAUUCCACAGCCAUGUCCCAGACUAUACCAGCUCAUCAGUCUUGGAAGGCAUCGGAUACACACAAGGACACACACACGCAUACACACACACACACUACUGUAAUCAGAAAACCCAAUCAUCAGACUCUGUAUUUAGCGGUCCCCCCACAACAGAGCCAGAGUGGCCACAGAAAUGUCCCCUGUCAGAGGCGUACCCAGCCCCUUCUUGGAGGAGAGGGGAGCCCAUGUGGAGUCUUACAGAGCAUGUGGCUUUGGAGGGGAGGCUCGGCUUCUGUGGGCCUUCCCAUGAGCAUGUCCAAUCUGGCAGGGCUGGGAGGGUGUUGGAGCAAAAAUUCUUUGGGUUGACAACGCCAAGAGGACCUGGGGUUGUUGGAGAGAGAAGGAGGGGGCUGGAGCCCAGGAGCUGGAUAGGUUCAGAGAAACCCCCACAUCUUUCCACUUUCCAUCCUUCUCCUCAGAUGGGCAAGAAAAUGAUUAGGUGCUCCGAGCUGGCUUCACCCAGCCCAGGUGCCUGGAGGAAGGGCCAGCGGGCAGGCACCUGCAUGGCAGAGAGCAGUCGUUCCGCUGGUGGGGCCUGUUUCAAAUAGAGAGGGGCUUGGGUGGGAGGGACUCCCAGUGCUCUUCUCACUCCAAAGUUUGAUGAGUCCAGGCUGUUAAGGUAAAGCUUGCCUCGUGUGUGUGUGUGUGUGUGUGUGUGUGUGUGUGUGUGUGUGUGUGUGUACGCGCGCUCUGGGUGGUGUGGGGGGCGGGGCUCUGCCGGUAUAUGUUUGUCUUACACUAGAUCUGUAUUAUUAGUAGUGGUGGCGGAAUUAAUAUCCCUAAAAAUAGAUUGGUAAUAAUGAGCAUUCCUUCUGAUAAUGAUAUGUCUAAGCGUGAAAGGCCUGUAACUGAAGAAAUAGUAGAAUCCUGUGCCAUCUUAUGCCCCCACUAAGAUGGGCAUGCAGCUGGAUAUAAGCAUUCUUGACCACCCCCAAGGGGAGCACCCGGGAAAGGGCAAAUGGUUGAAGGGGAAAGAUCUUAGCCACCAUUCCUCCCCUGAAGUGCCACGAGCCUGGGACCCCAAUAAAAGAGGCAGGAGCAGCGGACAAGAUGGUGUCGGUUUUUCUGCUUCUCAUUCAGUCCCCAGGACAGCCAGGUGAGGUAUGUAGGGCAAUGAUGAGGACCCCAUUUUAUAAAGGAGAAAAUGAGGUUCAUUCCUGUGACUGGCCCACACUGAUGGCAGGGCUGGGAGAGGAUGCUUGUGGGGUCCUUGGUGAGGACUCCUUGUGAGGGCCACCCGGGUGGAGGGGAGCCUUCUGAGAUGAUAAAUAUCAGGUUAGGAGGGUAUGAGGUGAAACAAAGGUUCUGUCAUCCCUAUUGGUCUUCCAGUUCAAAUGCUCAGCUGCCAAUCACCACCACAGCCAAUCCAUUCUUCAGCCAGUGGCCAAUGCAGCCCACAGGAGGCUGGGGGUGGGACUACCAGGCUCAGCCUUGUGUGACUUCAUAUGGAGGAGGGACUUCUGGACCACAGAUGGGCAGAGCUAAUGGGUACUCAGAGUUAAGGAGCUUCCUCCCAAUCCCUAUCCCAUUCUGUCACCCCUCUUCAGCCAAUGUGGCUGGAGGAAGCUUGUUUUCAAGAAGGAUGAAGGCAAUGUUUCAUAAUCUAUGAAAAAUCCUCCUGUUCCUUCAGUCACUCCCUACAUUACCAUCUAUCCUUUGGUCCUUUUCACAGCGGGACAGACUGAGGAUUAGAAAGAACUUUCUUCCCUGGAAAUCAGUGUCUAAGGCAGCCGUGGGCAAACUACGGCCCGCAGGCCGGAUCCGGCCCGUUUGAAAUGAAUAAAACUAAAAAAAAAAAAGACCGUACCCUUUUAUGUAAUGAUGUUUACUUUGAAUUUAUAUUAGUUCACACAAACACUCCAUCCAUGCUUUUGUUCCGGCCCUCCGGUCCAGUUUAAGAACCCAUUGUGGCCCUCGAGUCAAAAAGUUUGCCCACCCCUGGUCUAAGGCCUCAGACCACUGCAUUACUCCUGGGAGGAUUAAGCGGGCAAGAAGUCCCCACCCCCAGCAGCCCAGCAAUCCAGUCGGGCCCCCAGUGGUUCUAGGUCACCUUGGCUACCCACAAGUUCCUUGCCAGGCCUGUUCUCGCUGUCAGACACAGUCAUGCCUUUAAAAAUCCCUGGGGAAGGUGGGAGGUUAGUGGCUUCUUCUCCCUAAGUUGCCCAAGUAAGCGUUUCAUGUUUCUUUAAUUUUGCCUCCCCCUCCACCUGCUGACCUUGGAGGGCAAGCUGACCUUACUUCUGGGAGCAAGAUCUGAAGGUGGGCUCACAGCUGCAGAGCCUGGACUCCAGAGUUGGCAGGAGGGAGGAAAAGGCAGACCAUGAAGGAUACCCAAGAGCAAAAGAUCCUUUGGGGACUGGGGGUGUUUAGGUGGGAGGUCUCUGGAAAGGGGCAUCUAAGGAGUAGGGGGAACCCAGGAGAGUCAAUCUCUCAGACUAGGUGGUCAUAGCAGAGGAAAGAAGGGGUUCUGGUAGAUAUGUCUUAAAAGGGGAUGAAUGGGAGCUUCCCCCUCCCCCCCUUGAAACCAAGCAUUCUCUCCUUCCCAUCAACCAAUAAGCAUCCACAGGCAGGUCAAGGGUUCCCAUCAGUCUCUAUUUAUCCAAGCACACUAGCUGCUAUUUGUUCACCCAUCUGCCUGUCUAUUGAUCCAUGUGUCCACCUUUCCAUCCAGUCAUUUGUCUACCCAUCAAUCUGUCCAUACAUUGAUCUGUCAAUUCCAUCCAUCCAUCCUUCCAUUCACCCACCAAUCCAUCCGUCAGCCAUCCACCCAUCCAUCAGCCAUCCAUCCAGAGAGGUCAGGUCCCAGUUGGUCUCCCCAGAGCUGCUGGGAAGGGCCUGUGGCCCCAUGGCAUUUAUGGGGCAUGUGACCUGCCUGCCAGGCCUGGGGAAGCAGCCCCGCCCCAGCCCUCAGGCAGGGGGCUGGUCCAGGCAUGUGGGAGUAUUUAUACCUCCAUGGAGGCUCCUGGGGUGUUGCUGGCCUGAUGACUCCCUGAAGCCGUGAUGGUGGCCAUGGCCCAGAGCCCACUCCGGCUUUCUUCGAGGCCAGGACUGGGUGAUGGUGUCGCUCCUCCCGCCGCAGUCUGACGUCACGCUGCCGGGCCCCACCAGACUGGAGGGCGAGCCCCAAGGGGACCUCAUGCAGGCCCCAGGCCUCCCAGGCUCGCCUGCCCCACAGAGCAAGCAUGCCGGCUUCAGCUGCUCGUCAUUUGUGCCCGAUGGCCCUCCGGAGAGGGCACCCUCACUGCCCCCACACAGCCCCAGCAUCGCAUCACCAGGCCCUGAGCAAGUCCACUGCGCAGCGGGUCCUGGCCCCAGCCCUUUCCGGCUCUCACCCUCAGACAAGUACCCCGGCUUCAGCUUUGAAGAGGGCCCGGCCAGCAGUCCCGGGCGCUUCCUCAAGGGCGGCCACGUGCCUUUCCACCCGUACAAGCGGCAUUUCCAAGAGGACAUCUUCCCCGAGGCCCAGACUGCCCUGGCCCUCGAUGGACACGCCUUUAAGACCCCGGGGGUGCUGGAGGCCUUUGAAGAGAUCCCUGUGGAUGUGGGGGAGGCUGAGGCCUUCCUGCCUGGCUUCUCAGCAGAGGCCUGGUGCAAUGGGCUCCCCUACUCCAGCCAUGAGCACAGCCCCCAAGUCCUGGGGUCGGAAGUCAAGGUCAAGCCCCCAGCUCUGGAGACUGGUCCUGGCAUGUACUGUUUCCAGCCCCCCUUGCAGCACAUGUACUGCCCCUCCCAGCCUCCCUUCCACCAGUACUCACCAGGUGGCGGCAGCUACCCUGUACCCUACCUGGGCUCCCCACACUAUCCGUACCAGCGGAUUGCACCCCAGGCCAGCACUGAUGGGCACCAGCCACUCUUCCCCAAACCCAUCUACUCCUACAGCAUCCUCAUCUUCAUGGCCCUUAAGAACAGUAAAACUGGGAGCCUUCCUGUCAGCGAGAUCUACAAUUUCAUGACGGAGCACUUCCCAUACUUCAAGACGGCGCCCGACGGAUGGAAGAAUUCUGUCCGCCAUAACCUCUCUCUCAACAAAUGCUUCGAGAAGGUGGAGAACAAAUCGGGAAGCUCCUCUCGCAAGGGCUGCCUGUGGGCCCUCAAUCCAGCCAAGAUUGACAAGAUGCAGGAGGAGCUGCAGAAGUGGAAGAGGAAAGACCCCAUAGCCGUGCGCAAGAGCAUGGCCAAGCCAGAAGAGCUGGACAGCCUCAUUGGAGACAAGAGGGAGAAGCUGGGCACCCCACUCCUGGGCUGCCCACCCCCUGGGCUGGCAGGCUCAGGCCCCAUCCAGCCCCUGGCACCUCCAGUUGGGCUCUCCCAGCCGCUGCACUCAAUCCACCCGGCUCCAGGCCCCAUUCCUGGCAAAAACCCCCUGCAGGACCUACUUGGGGGUCACGCGCCCUCCUGCUAUGGGCAGACAUACUCACACCUCUCACCGGGCCUGGGCCCUCCUGGACCUCCGCAGCCAUUGUUCCCGCAGCCAGAUGGUCACCUUGAGCUGCGGGCCCAGCCAGGCACCCCCCAGGACUCGCCUCUGCCUGCCCACACCCCACCCAGCCACAGCACCAAGCUGCUGGCUGAGCCUUCCCCAGCCAGGACCAUGCAUGACACCCUGCUGCCAGACGGAGAUCUCGGCACUGACCUGGAUGCCAUCAAUCCCUCGCUCACCGACUUUGACUUCCAGGGAAACCUGUGGGAACAGCUGAAGGAUGACAGCUUGGCCCUCGACCCCUUGGUACUGGUGACCUCAUCCCCGACAUCAUCUGCAAUGCCGCCACCUCCCCACUGCUUCCCUCCAGGGCCCUGCCUGGGGGAGACAGGCAGCGGGGCGGGUGACUUGGCAUCACCAGGCAGCGGGGGCUCGGCAGCCCUGGGUGACCUGCACCUCACCACCCUCUACUCAGCCUUCAUGGAGCUGGAGCCCCCGCCCCCCUCGGCCCCCGCCGGCCCCUCUGUGUACCUCAGCCCCAGCUCCAAGCCCAUGGCCCUAGCAUGAGCCAUGCCCGGCAGCAGCUCCAGCCUUGGCCUGGCCUGGAGGCCCCCGCUGGCCGCCCACAUCGGGCUCACCUUAAAGGUCAAAGAAGGAAAACUCUCCCCGUCCCCUCUGCCACGAAGCCAACUUGUUUGUUAGCGGACAGCCGGGGGUGGAGACGCCACCCAGGAUGCUACCCCUCACACAUUUCUGCUGCCCGGUGGGCCAGCUCCUCACUCAGAGCCCCUGAGAACAAGUGUCUGGGCAAAAAUUUCACCCGCCCUCACUCAUCCACACUCCAGCCUCCCUGCCCCGUGCCCGUGCGCGCACACUGUUCUUCAGACAUACACCCACCCCCACGCCUUCUAUCCUGAGGAACCGGAACUACGUCACAGAGCCUAACUUGCUUUCGGGGGCAGCUGAGAGCUUCGGUGACCUCCAUGCAGGCCCAAGACCACCCUGACCACUAUUUUGACGCCCACACUCUCUUUGGGCCUGGCCCCCUCCAGGCAUGAUCUUCCCCCGAAGUCGAGGUAUUUAUUCUCCCAUCUUCAUUCCAGCGCCUGUGAGGGAGGAGGAGACACGGAGCCUCCCUCUCCCCAAGUUGCCCGGGGACUCCCCAGGGGCCUGCAGGCUCUGCCCAUCCUCAGCACAUGCUCUGUCUAGCCCCAGGGUGACACACAGGAGGGACCACGUCCACCCCAGGCCCAAACUGAGCCCAAUUCCAACACAAAGUGUUUGGAAAAGCCCCUGCCCUCGGAAACUUGAAAGUGUCCUCUUCUCCCAGCCCGGGGUACAGGCAGGGCCCCUCCAAGUCACUGCGGUCUCACUCCUUCUCGAUAAGCUCAUGUAGAUUAGGCCCCAGCUUACUGAUUACUUCCAACCGCCUGAGGCAGCCUGGGCAUUCAGGGAAGGGAAGCCUGGCACAGGCUGGCGGGGAGCACCCAUGUCCCCUCUCUCUGACUGCUUGACAGACCUGGGAUGCCCUUGGAGUUGGGGGCGUGGCCCUGUUGCCCUCCAGGCCCUACCUGGGAGCCCAACCCCCACCACGUGGGAGCCUCAGCCUAACCUGGGCCUGGGGAUGACAAGAACCCACAGAGUUUGGCCUCCGGGGAGGCUCAGGCAGAUCCCUCGAUGGCCUGCCAUUGUCCUUGCCCUGGAACAAUAAAGCAAGUGCCAUGUGGUCUCAGCUCCGAGCCUUCCUUUCUGGACCUCUCUCCUGGGGAGAACGGUCAGGCCGCACUGACUGUAGAUGCCCUGGGCCUGUGACAUCCCCCCACCCUCAUUCAGGACUGGGAAGCAUCUGGGAGGACUUUCUGACCAGCCGAGAGGAUGAGGGGGAAUGUGGGCAGAGCGUCUUCCCAGGUGAACUUUCAAGGGGGAUGCAAAGAAGCAGCUGCCCUGCCCGGAGGGAGAGGAUGCCCUCCCCUUGUCCCCACUUUGAGAUCCACCCACUCUCCUCAUUUCCUCACACAAGAAGGGGUCACUUCCCUGUCCAGGCUGUGCCUUCCUGCCCCCCAUCUUUCCCUGGCUGGGCUCUGGGUUCCACAGGUGACAUGAUCAGAGCAUAGCUGGGUGCUAUG
Molecule: messenger RNA, 7633 nt
Organism: Myotis daubentonii (Daubenton's bat)
Lineage: Eukaryota; Metazoa; Chordata; Mammalia; Chiroptera; Vespertilionidae
Gene: FOXN1
Product: forkhead box N1
Biological process (GO): regulation of transcription by RNA polymerase II
Molecular function (GO): transcription cis-regulatory region binding; DNA-binding transcription factor activity, RNA polymerase II-specific
Source: RefSeq, a predicted model, not a curated record